CAUCCAAAAUUAACAUUGACGUUGUGAAAUAUGUGAAUACAUUCACUACUGUGAAUAAAAAUCCCCACAUUUGCUUCUGAACAAUGCACAGCGUGUUCACGUUUGCACAUGUUGGUGGCGCAAAUUUAGAACAAAAAAAAAGAUCAAGAAUAAGAGCACAAUUCCUAUGUAGUUUUUAAAAGUUUCAUAUCCUCCUCAAAGUUUUACAACUGAAAUCCCUGGAUUUUGGUCAUGGUAACCUUUUAGGAAAAUAUAAAACCAAGUUACAGUUUUUAUAUUCUCAAAGGUUUACAAGAACCAAAUUGGAAAAUCCUUGAUGGAUGAACUUCAUAGGUUAAACUUCUGGAUCAUGUUGAUCAUGUUAAAAAUCUUUAGUUUGAAACCCAAUAUAUCUGUAUUCAAAAUGUGAUUAGCUUCAACUACUCAAAAGGAGGUACGUAGGAGAUGUAUUUGUGUUUUCUCCUGCCAUUGUCUGCAUUUGCCAACCUUUUGCCACACCCACGGUGUCUUCUUGCUAGAGAAGAAUCCUGUUGAGCUGGUAUGGUGUAGUUUAUAACAAAUAGGGGGAGUGGUCUCCAGCCUAGAUCACACCUCCUUUUCUCUCUCUCUCUGUUUUUCAGUUUUCCACCUCUCAUCUCGGUCACCUAAGAGGAUCUCAGGCCAUGAAGUAGCGAGCACGAGCCAACAUGCAGAGGUAGUGGUAAACAGGAGGUUAGUCAGAGACGCACGCAAGAGAGGGGAAGAUGGAUACACCGAACAGGUGUUCACAGGGCUAGGGCUGAACAGGUACCACUAAGGUAGGUGAGAAUAGUUGUUGUUAAAAACAACAGCAACGUUUCUAAGAGUCUACUGGAGAGUGGGAGUCCAAGGACAACACUACCUGAGUGAAGCUACUGAGCAGGACAACAAAGAGGAGGGUGUGUUUGUUGCAGCGAGCCGUUUCCGUGGGAACGAUGGCCUCCCUGGGCAUGCAGAUGCUGGCGAGCUCGCUGGCACUGCUGGGCUGGGCGGGUGCACUGCUCACAUGCAUUCUGCCCAUGUGGCGGGUGACGGCCUACGUGGGCACCACCAUAGUCACCUCCGAGGUCAUCUGGGAGGGCAUCUGGAUGACAUGCGUGGCGCAGAGCACCGGGUAUGUCAUGUGCAAGCCGUACCAGUCCAUGCUGGAGCUGGGCACCGACCUGCAGGCCGCCCGGGCACUAAUGGUUUUCGCCUUGCUCAUGGCCAGCGGCGGACUCCUGCUCGCCUUCGUCGGGGGCAAGUGCACCCGCUUCCUGGACGGCCAGGACCGGCUCAAGGCCCGGGUGUUGCUCGCCGCCGGAGUGGCGCUGAUCGUCGCCGCGGUCCUGUGCAUCAUCCCGGUGUCAUGGACCGCUGCGGUGGAGGUGCAGAAAUUCUAUAACCCCCAGAUGUCAGACUCUCAGCGUCGAGAACUCGGGGCUGCAGUGUACAUCGGGUGGGGGGCUUCCAUCCUCUUCUUCCUGGCGGGGGGAAUGUUCUGCAGCUCGGCCUGCUCUCGGAAGCCCUCCGAGAACAACACGCCCGCCGUGAAGUACGUCCUUGUGCGCUCAUCCGUUAACGGCAGCUCCAGACACACCCCAGGCCCGUCCGUCCGCUCCCUCCCAGAGGGCAGCCAGUGGGGCAGGCAGCCCAUCACAAUGGCGAAGCUCCCCAGCCAUGCACCCUCCGUGGGGUCCAACUACAGCAAAGCGCCCUCCACCAAGUCCCAGCUCCCUAGGCCUAUGUCACCCCAGUCCGAGGUGAGUGAGGGGCCCUCCACCAAGUCCCAGCUCCCUAGGCCUAUGUCACCCCAGUCCGAGGUGAGUGAGGGGCCCUCCACCAAGUCCCAGCUGCAGAGGGCAAACUCCACUAAGAGUGUGGAGUCUCUGACCAAGUCCCAGCUCAAUGACACAGCUCCAUUCACAGAUGAGCCACCAAUGACUCCUACAAAGACUUACAUCUGACUGACAGCAUUUUCUUCAAGGCACUGCCACAUUAUAUUCUAGUUAAAAUCACCCUGAUUGGAUCAGUUGUGCACUUGGACUUUGUACUCUUCUUGCGGGCCAGUCAAGAGUGAAAAUAUAUAUUUAAAAUGAAGCUGUUGAAAUGUAUAUGUUUUUCUUAAUGUUCAAAUGUAUGUCUAGUAAAAUGAAGGAAAGAUAAUUUAUGUAAUUUCACAGUGCUCGUGUGUUCCUUUGAUGUGUAAAAAAAUGAAUGUGAAUUGUGAUCUUGAUGUUAUUACUUUUUCAGUUAUUGAAAUGUGAUCCUGAAAUAGUUCUUAGAAAAUGUGUUCUGAAAUGUUAUCCUGCAGCUAUUUGAAUGCUCAUUUUGAUGUUAUCCAAAUAAAAGUUUAUACAUUUCUAGAUAUAUCUUUUACACAUUGUAUCUAUUUUUAUUUCAUUUGCCCAAGGAGCACAAUCAAUCAAACUGAGGAGCACAAUGACAAUCAAUAUCAAUCAAUGAAUAAGAGCUCAAUAUGUCUUCAUAAUUUGAUAUUAUCUAUGUGUCAUGCUAUUUUGUAGUAUUAUUUUGAGGGGCUUGCUAGUCCGUUACAUCGAUACCCUCUCCCACUUUCUUCCUGGUAUCGUUCUCAAUUAUGGCUUCAGCAAAGUGAAAGAGCAUCUGUGGUAAAACCGGUUUGACAGAGAACGAGCUAAUAAAGAUGCUUUGCAUUCUGUCAGGACUUUGUAUAUUUGCAAUGGAUUCAAAUCCAGUUUCACUGUGAGGCAAGCUAGGAAAUCAUGCAGUUUUGGAGUCAUGAUUCAACAGAUGUUUUGCUUUUGUUAUACUUUAAUAUGAGACUGUUUUGGGGAUGUUUAGUAAAGUAGUAGUUAAGAAAUAGUAGCUAGAGUAGUAGCUAGAUAGUGGUUAAGAAAGGAAAUGGUUAAGGAAUACUGUGGUUAUUUGGUUCACCUGUCUGAGUAUAACAUGGAUAUGUACAUAAGAAUUUGACUUUUAGUUGACAACAGGAAUAGAACAGGGAGUCUUUUAAAUGUUUUUAGUGUCUUCCACAAAGUUAAUAUACUGUCUUUCCCAGUCAGACGGUUAGAUGUCUUUUUUUUAGAAACUAAGAAAUCCCAGAGACUACAAUAUUGUCCUCUACAUCAGCUGCUUUUUAUUUAAAUAAGUUAAAAGAGAUUUUAAAUGUCAGCAUGAAACAGCAGCAGGUAGAUAGUAGGAAGUACAAAAGAUUGCAUGUAUCAGGUUCAAAACACACCUUACAGAAUGAUCAAAAACAACAAAGGGAAAACAGAAGGUGUUCAUGCUCCA
This is a messenger RNA of Alosa alosa (allis shad), 3270 nucleotides long. RefSeq names its product claudin 30 (gene cldn30). Gene Ontology annotation, biological process: cell adhesion; bicellular tight junction assembly. Lineage: Eukaryota; Metazoa; Chordata; Actinopteri; Clupeiformes; Clupeidae. The transcript has a single exon. Gene Ontology annotation, cellular component: plasma membrane; bicellular tight junction. The record is from RefSeq and is a predicted model, not a curated record. Bases 954 to 1964 code for a protein of 336 amino acids. Gene Ontology annotation, molecular function: structural molecule activity.